Messenger RNA from Oncorhynchus nerka (sockeye salmon), 5965 nucleotides. It is a transcript of the gene mapta, whose product is annotated as microtubule-associated protein tau a. Gene Ontology annotation, cellular component: neuron projection. Gene Ontology annotation, molecular function: microtubule binding. The record is from RefSeq and is a predicted model, not a curated record. NCBI's taxonomy places the organism in Eukaryota, Metazoa, Chordata, Actinopteri, Salmoniformes, Salmonidae. Gene Ontology annotation, biological process: neuron projection development; microtubule cytoskeleton organization. The transcript is spliced from 12 exons. Bases 1480 to 2793 code for a protein of 437 amino acids.
CGAUCACACUGUGGACAAUGUUUGCUAACACUUUGGGUAUAUCUUAGAUAAAGUCCAGAUCACUAUUUUAUGAUAUUAGCCAUAGCUGCUACAAUACUAUUGGUGCCAUACUACUAAAUAUAAUACGGUAAUAUAAACGGCUGUGAUACAUGUUUAAAAGAAUAUGAUGGUUGUUUAAAAGUUCUCAGCAUAAUUAGACGUAUUUUUUUAAAGGCAUAUUUUGGAAUGAAAUAUGCACCAUUCAGUGUGUAUCACAGCAUAUCAUCCCAGCACAUCUCACAGUUAUGUUUACAUUGGUCUCAUAGUCAUCUGUUGUCAAUCUUUUCCAUUGAUCCAGUUGUGAAGCAUUUUGUCCAUCUUUACGUCAUGAAUGUUAAUGUAAGUUGUUAUGUGCAUUCUAUAAAGCCAUUCUAUCCAUUCCGCACUUUUCAUAGCCGCUGGACAGACGCAGAGAGCGUCCUGUGACUUCUUUCACGACACCAUUAUAAACACAAAAACAUUUAUUUUUUGGUACUUUUCUGUGGUGUUCUCCAAAUCAUGACUAUGUAGUUCACUGUCAAAUUAAUUUCUCUUUUCUUCUCAAAUACAAUUUUAACGGGGAGACGGAAACGAGUGGAGUAAAUUCACAAUUAAAUCUGCCUUUCAAAAAAACUAGAGGAACCUGGUGUGGGAAUCCUCAGUGGAUUUGUGUUGGCGCCGCCUAAUGGAUCGGAAGCUGCUGAAGACACAGAAAUUGGGGCAGGACAUGGCUUCAAGACCUUGGGAGCUUUCUGUUCUCUGGACUCUGAAGCUGCAGACUCAGAGGGGGCACAGGGGGGAGGGGACUUUGGGAAGAAGUUGAGUAACUCUUUAUGGACCCCUGGAGACCAUACCCAGGGGUCAGAGGGGAGAGGGGACCUCCCGUCCGCCAGGGGGGUCAGUCCAGAUUCUCAGAGAGCGGUCAGUCUUGAUGCACCUGAGUGCUCCUCUGGGCAGAGCGAUCCGCUGGGCACCUCUUUAGUCCGCAGCACAGCCUUUGAGGACCUCACCUCUGUUGAAGAGAAUAGAUUGUGGGUAGAUGAAGACCAGGGUCUAAGGAUUUCAAAAGAAGCCAAAAAACAAGGACUGGCUUUCGAUUAUACCGAGUCUCUCCAACAGGCUGCUGCUGCUUCUAAUACUGGAUCUAAGGAGUUUGUUCCAGGAAGCCCUGAUUCCUUUCCGGUUCACAGUCUAUCCUCUUCCCACUUUUUUCUGGAAAACUCUGUACCAGUGGACAGAAGCCCCAGACAUUAUUCAGAACAUCUCCAGGAGGUACAUGACGCUGUCUCAUCAGCUUUAAAGGACACUACCCAGUUUGAUGUGGACAACCGGCUGGAGCGACAAAUAGAGCCACGGGUCAAUGGAAACACUGUGUCUUCUGAUAGUGACAAACAUUUGACAACAGUACUAUUAGACAUAGGUGUAAUUAACCCUGUUUUAGAAUUAGAAGGAGCAAGUUAUAUGUCCAUACCUGAUUUCGUCGAGGAUCCCAAGACGAGAGAUGUUGUACAGUCCACCAAGACCACAAGCGAACUCCAGAAAACUCCCCAAAGUUCUCCCGCAAGAAAGUCAUUGGUCCCGGUUGCUAUAUACAAAGCUCAAGCAAAGAUUGAAAACGACAAUGCUGAUAAGAAGACAACCAAAACUGCCACCAAAGCUAGACCCACAUCUGGCCUUAAAAGACCCUCCCCAGUCAACAGAACCAGAAAUGGGCCCACCUCAUUACCCACUAGAGCCAGCAGUGUAGGGGCCAGGCAGUCCCGUACUUUGGGUGGUGCCAGGCCUCAGGCCCCCGGAACCAAGAUUCCCGCCAAAACCCCAGCUCCAGCAAUCGGCAAGAACAAAGACAACACCAGUGGACAGAGCAGCCCUGGUACUCCCAAGUCCCCCUCCAGCAAGACUCUUCCCGGAAAGCCAUUGGCUGUGGCCACAAACCAGGUGAAAAAGGUUGCGGUGGUGCGCACCCCACCCAAGUCUCCUGGCUCUCUCAAGAGCCGCGCCCCUGCACCCCUCACCGCAGCGGCCCCCUUGCCGGACCUGAAGAACGUCAGGUCCAAGAUCGGCUCCACAGACAACAUCAAGCACCAGCCUGGAGGAGGAAGGGUACAAAUAAUUGAAAAGAAGAUCGACUUAAGCAAUGUGCAGUCUAAGUGUGGCUCCAAAGACAAUAUCAAACAUACACCCGGAGGUGGCAAUGUCCAAAUCCUCGAGAAGAAGUUGGACGUAAGCAAUGUCCAGGCUCGUUGUGGAUCCAAAGCCAACCUGAAUCACACUCCUGGAGGAGGCAGGGUACAAAUACUAGAAAAGAAGGUGGACGUAAGCAAUGUCCAGUCUCGCUGUGGCUCCAAAGAUAAUAUCAAACAUACACCCGGAGGAGGCAAUGUUCAAAUAGUCCACAAAAAGAUUGACCUGAGCAAUGUUAAAUCAAAAUGUGGUUCUACAGCCAACAUCCACCACAAGCCAGGUGGUGGGAAUGUUGAGAUCAAAUCUGAGAAAUUGGAUUUCAAGGUCCAAUCAAAGAUCGGCUCCAUGGACAACAUUGGGCACGUGGCCGGAGGUGGACAGAGGAGGAUUGAGAGCCACAAGCUGACGUUCCGUGAGACGGCCAAGGCACGCACUGACCACGGGGCCGAGAUUAUCUCCCUGGAAGACGACCCCCUGUCCCACCAGCUCAGUACCUUGUCCUCCUCUGGCUCCAUCAACAUGGCCGACUCACCGCAGCUCUCCACACUCGCCGACCAGGUAUCUGCCUCUCUGGCCAGCCAAGGCUUGUGAUUGGCUUGGUGGCACACGAUGGCCGACCGGAAGUCUCCUGACCGACCACACUACUUUGACCGCCCACGUCAGAGGAGUCAUGACGCCUGUCGCCUUCCUCCUCCUUUUCACGGGACUUUUUUAGCUAUACCCAUCACUGUUUCUCUUCCAUCACCGACUGUUCUUCUUCAUGAUGCAUUUAUUGUUAGAAAAGAGGUCUUAUAAAAAAAAAAAAAGAGAGAUUCAAGUCGGUCAAGUUAGAUGAUUUAAUUUCUAUCUUGAUCUAUUUUUGUUGUCAUUAUUUGUACCGGUUGUAUAAAUGGCCCUUUUUAAGAGUUUAAAGAGAACAAACAUCCAAACCAACCCAAAAAUCCUACAAGUGUUUCUGGACAUUUUAUUUGAACUUUCACCCAUAUUUAAUUCACUUUAACUCGAUAAAUAAUUUUACUGUCACAAUGACUGCGAUUCGAAGCCCUUAUUUUACAAAUGUCCAUUUUUGAUGUGCAAAUGCUCUGUGAUGGCCGUCUCCUGAAUGGCUUUUUGAUACAUGGAAAACAAGAGGUUUGAGAGAAGUGGGCCCCCUUUUACAAUGUAGUGAACAUAAGAAAACACAUCAUCCAUUUACAGGGUAGUAUGAGGCAAGGAAGUGAGGAAAGGUGGGCUCAUGUAGCAAAAGCUCUCAUUCAGACAGUAAAAUGCUUUUAAACCUCCCCAACUUGCUGUCUGCUUUGGGUGCCUCUAUACACUGCAUACCAAGGUAGUAUAGUUCAGAGGUAAACAUUUUCCUUCAUGGACAAAGGGAUACAGAAUGUUUAGCGUAGAAACCUUGGUUUGUGUUGGACACACACUUUUCUAUUUGUAUUCUGUGGAUAUGACAUGUAUUUGAUAUGGAAACAUUUGUAUCGGGCCUGCUACUGUCAGUGUUAAUUUAUUUUCAAUAUUAUUCUGUUAUGGCUCUAUUGUAAAUGCGCUUCAGCUUUUGUCUUAUGCGGUGUGGCAGUUUACAUUUAACAUGUGUAGGCUACUAGUGACAACAUAUUUGUUCAUGUUUAAAGAUGACAUGAAUUAGAGGGGAAUACUGAAUUACUAAAUUAACAGGCUUAGCGAUGCCAGGCAAAUUGUCUAACCAAUUAUGGGUUGUGUCGUUUAAUGUAAGACACGUAAUUUCAGUCAGGGACUGAACUUUUCACUAAUUUGGCUUCAGAUCACAGUAAUGCAGAAGUUGGUAAACUCACCCAUUUUUUAACAUUUUUAUGACCGACACUUUCUGAACUUUUAAUUUCAUGGACAUGGCUUUGUAAAAAUGUAUAAGAUAACUGCCUCAUCAGUUGAGCAGCUAAGUACUAGAACCAAAAGUCAAUGCAAAAUACUGAAAAAACAGGCAGUCAAAGGAAAGUCAAAACACAGAGAAAUUGCUGAAGUGACAUGAAGAAAUCGGUUACAUUUAUCAUAAUAAACUCUGCAACACAUGUAGUCAAAUUAACAUAAAAACAAGCAGAAAAACAUAGCUUGUCCCAAGAUAUUAAAGGUAGACUCAGCAAUAUGACAUCAUUCACAGUGGGGCAACUUCCUGCUUACACACAAUUCUGCCCGACUACAUUGCAGACGCCUGCCAAAUCUCACAAUGCUUGGAUUGGUGUUAACUAUCAGCUAAACACAUCAUAUGAUUUAGCAAUCUGGUACCCGACUGCACAGUUGAUGAUGUGGCACGCAAACAUUGGUUGAUGCAAUCCAACGCCUGAGCAGGCGAGCACAACCAAUAUAGUGCGUUCAAGAAAAUCAGAAAAGAACAGACUGGGAAGAAUCUUGACGUCAGUGAUCUUCAGGUCAGACAAGUCGGAGCUCUAGGAUGAUGCCCGAGAUUCUGAAUUGUAAUUCCGAGUUGGAUGACCGUCCGUUCAAAGCAAUUUUUCCCAGUGAGAGCUGUUUUUCCCCCCAGAGUUCUCAGUUGUCUUGAGUGCACUAAAGUCGGAGAUUUCCUUGUUCAGAGUUGGCUGGAACGCACCAAAAGCAACAACUCCAGUCGCCAAGACUGCCCCUAUUGGUUCUUUCAGGUUUGCACCCUCCCUUGAGGUAUGUCCAUAUUGGGAGGAGACAAUUUGCUGUUUUGGCAGAUUAGAAUUAUGUUAAUUGAUUUUUGCCCCGCUGUAUGUGAUGAUGCCAUGUUGCUCACUCUACCUUUUUAAGUAAAAAAAUGUACCCUAAAAUGUUUAACCAUCUGUCACAUGGAGAAACGUACCUUUCGGAUAUAUUUAGAUUUAGGCCUACUAAUUGCCUGCGCACGAGCAUGCUCGUCACACUUUCCUCAAUUUGUCUCACGGGUUAUAAAGCUAUGGUCCUUUCCCUGGAAUGUAUACGACGGAAAUUUACGAAACUCUCUCACAUGCUCAAAUGGAUAAGUGUUUUAUCCUCAUGUAAACCCACCGUGGUUCACCAAUCACCACUAUAUUAUUCUCGUCAUUGAUUGCCUUCAUAACUCCGAGCCAACAUACCAUCUUAAAAGUCCUUGCAUGCAUUUCAUGUAAGAGUAAGCGGUCUGCCUCUCCUUUUACACUGUGCUUUCAUUGUACAUCCUGGUAUAUCUGCUUUGUCUAUAUAAGGAUACAUGUAGGUAUUAGUGCGAGGGAAUAGAACCCAAAAGGCAACCCUUUCCUUUAUGUGGAGAUUAAGGCGCAUUGAUAACAUUAUACGAUUUCCCAGUGUGUGUGUUUGACUUGUAUUGCCAAUAUAUAUUUCAUUGAGGACUCGGGAACUGGCCAGGGCAUUUGAGAAAAGGUGUGCUUGCAACACUACAAUCUGCAUGCUAAACUGUUGGUUACUUUUCAUCAUAAUGGACAACAUUUGUUUGAAUGUGUUAAAUGGGUAUGUGCACUGUGUUCUGUGUGGAUUACGGAGACUAGUAUGUUGGAGGGCAGGUGCUGAUAAAUUCCAGUACUAACAUUAUCAGUACUCAAGGGGAAAAGUUGGGGAAAGGUUAUUUUUUUUUUUUGGUGGUCCUCUCCGCUGGCCUCUGUUCUGAGGUCAAUGGAAAGAGUUUGCAGUAACACAUUUCAUCGUCAUCCUUUUGUUAUUUUUGCCGCUGUACAGUUGUGUGGAAAAUGUGAUUGUUGAUAUUGUUAUUGUGCAUUUUAUCAAUAACUGGUGUAUGAUGAUUCUUGUCGCUGUGAAUUUAAAAAUAAACUGUUAAACCAUG